AUGUCAAAGGGCAAAGAAAAAGUUGGUGGUAGCAAGCAAUUUAGGUGGCUGCCACCUAUGCAUGAGAUGAUGCUAAAAAUACUUACAGAGGAGGCUGGAAAGGGCAAUAAGCCCUCUAAUACUUUUAGGGCCGGCUCCUUUGCUCUUGUAGCAAAGGAGAUAACGGCCCAUUUCGGGGUUGAGUGCCACCCUGUAUUUGUGGAGAACCGGAUGCGGACUCUAAGGUCCAUGUGGGCAACUAUUCAAGAGCUUAGAAGGAAGAGUGGAUUCGGUUGGGAUGAAAAUCUGAAAAUGAUAACUUGUGACGCUAAAACCUACCAAGAAGAAGUUAUGGCACAUCGGAAGCAUGCCGAAUAUCUGAACAAAAAAAUUGAGUUUUACGAUGAAUUAGCGAUUGUGGUGGGAAAGGACACAGCCACAGGUGGCUUUGCUAAGUCCGGAGUGGAUAUCGAAAAUGAGCCAGAUAAUGGGGAUAAUGGGGAUAGUGCAGAGUUUGUUGCAGAUAAUGUGGAGGAAUGUGUGGCUGAAAAGGGGAAGAACGCAAAUGAAUCAUCCACCACUGGGUCGGGAAUUUCCAAGUCCCGCAAAAGAGGGCGUGCAGCUUCUAAUGUUGAUGAUAGUGUGCUGACUGAUCUGUCUGAUCAGCUGAAGGAAAUAGCUGGCGCUCUGAAAGAAAUUAAUCGGGGCCCAGUAGAUUAUACAACUUUGUAUAAUGAGGUAAUGGCUAUGAUGGCGGAGGGAUAUAGCGAAGAUAUGCUCGCUACUGCCUUCAACCAUCUUUGUGAGAAUGAGAAGACGGCACGUGGAUUUUUAGCCAAGAAUGCUAGGUUGAGGAAGCUAUGGUUAGAUGGUUAUUUUUUCUCACAAAUUUGA
This is a messenger RNA of Quercus lobata, 873 nucleotides long. RefSeq lists its product as uncharacterized. The transcript is spliced from 2 exons. Bases 1 to 873 code for a protein of 290 amino acids. Lineage: Eukaryota; Viridiplantae; Streptophyta; Magnoliopsida; Fagales; Fagaceae. The record is from RefSeq and is a predicted model, not a curated record.